AUGGCUAGACAGAACUUUAUAGGUCUUGUGGUUUCACAAGGCAAGAUGGAUAAAACAAUCAAGGUGAGAGUGAUGCAGAAGGUGUUUGAUAAAAGAUUCCAGAAAGAGUUUUUAAAGAAAAAGAACUUUCUUGUUCACGAUGAAUCAAAUAUUUGCAGGGAAGGAGAUUUGAUUAGAAUAGAGGCGACAAGACCCUUGAGUGCGAGAAAGUUCUUUGCUGUUGCUGAAAUUAAAAAGAAUAAAGGUCAGCAAUUUGCCAAAUAUCAGGCUGAAGCCAAGACUAGAGUCAAGAGUGAUGAAGCUGCCGAAAGAUCAAUAUUUUUGAAGAAAAGAGCUGCAAAUGAUUUGCUAGUACAAAGGUCUUUACACUCAGAUUUGGAUGCCGUCCAGAGCUUGAGGAAAAAGGAUAAUUUAACAAGUGAGGAAAUAGAAAGAAUCGAGAAGCUCAAGGAAAAAUAUGGUAUUGCAACUUGGGACGAGGACAUGAAGAAUAAGGAACUUUUUCAGAGUGAUAUAACGUAUCUUGCCUCGAAGCUUCGUUCGAUCGAGGAUGAUUUGAGCCUCAAUAAGCUAAUUCAUAACAUUUUGGCUCAUCCUGAAAAGCAAUCGUAUAAAGAUAUCUGUUCUGCAAUGAAGAUUACGGACAAAACAGCAAAGAACAUAAGAAAGAACUUGAUUAGAAAGUAUUUAAAACAGGCAGACAGUGAGGUGCUGGAAAAGCUCAGGGCUGAAUUCUAA
Brettanomyces bruxellensis is the source of this 738-nucleotide messenger RNA. RefSeq lists its product as uncharacterized. Gene Ontology annotation, molecular function: structural constituent of ribosome. Bases 1 to 738 code for a protein of 245 amino acids. The record is from RefSeq and is a predicted model, not a curated record. NCBI's taxonomy places the organism in Eukaryota, Fungi, Ascomycota, Pichiomycetes, Pichiales, Pichiaceae. The transcript has a single exon. Gene Ontology annotation, cellular component: mitochondrion; ribosome. Gene Ontology annotation, biological process: translation.